AUGUCCCUCUCGCCGCUCCUCCGCCGCGCGCCGCCGAAGUCCGCUCGGCCCGGGGCGGGCCCUCCCGGCCCGUACGCCGCCGCUACCUCGCGGGCACCCGAGCCCCGCGCGGAGCCGCCCGCCUCCUCCGGCCGCCGCGGACUCCGGCGACCUCGCCGCCAUCCGUCACCGCCCCUCCGCCCAUCGUCUCCGCUGCCGUCCACCGCGGCCCGCGCCGGUGCCCGCCGACGAGCCGCCCCGAUCCUCUCCUCCCCGACCCGCAGCACCUCGCCCCGCUCCUCCGACGCCGGCCGCCGCCUCAACUCUGGCGAGGGGUUCCGGUAG
Messenger RNA from Aegilops tauschii subsp. strangulata, 324 nucleotides. The record is from RefSeq and is a predicted model, not a curated record. NCBI's taxonomy places the organism in Eukaryota, Viridiplantae, Streptophyta, Magnoliopsida, Poales, Poaceae.